AUGAUCAUUAUCUCAGCAGUUGAGCUGAACGUCGCUGUCACGGCAGCAAAUGUGCCGUCCUUCAAGGCUAUCUGGCGCAAGCAUGUCAAUGGAACGCUGAAGGGAAACACGAACUCCGUCAAUCUGUCUGAGGAAAGGACCCUCUGGCGGGAGCAGUGCGAAGAUAGCGAUUAUCUGCCACAGCAGAGAGCGAGAGGUGAAUCGGGAUCUGCCGGAUUCCUCGACGAAUAA
This is a messenger RNA of Penicillium roqueforti, 231 nucleotides long. RefSeq lists its product as uncharacterized. The record is from RefSeq and is a predicted model, not a curated record. The transcript has a single exon. The coding region runs from base 1 to 231 and encodes 76 amino acids. NCBI's taxonomy places the organism in Eukaryota, Fungi, Ascomycota, Eurotiomycetes, Eurotiales, Aspergillaceae.